UUUCGUUUUAUUAUGUGGUGUGAUGUAAUGUGAGUUUGAUGUGAAAAAAUGUGACAGAAUUUAAAAUCAUGUUUUGUUUUCAUGUUGCGCAUGUAAAAAGUGUGUGCUUAUUUCUGAGUUUUUCACCAUGGGUAGAAAUCAUAGUUAUAUAAAACUAAAAGUAUUUGAGGCUGAUGAAUUUAUCUAAAUAUAAUGAAAUAUUUAAAUUAAAAUUUUAAACAUCUUACUCAACAAUGGCUCGUAAUCCUUUUGUUGAAGAGAUAGAUUUUAGAGAAAUAAAACUUCAAGGGGUUGUUGGAAAAGGUUCAUUUGGAACUGUAAAGAAAGGAAAAUGGAGAAAUUUAGAUGUUGCUAUAAAAAUGAUAGAAACUGAACAAGAGAAGAUUGCCUUUAUUGUAGAGGUACAACAGUUGUCUAGAGUAAAUCAUCCAAAUAUAGUAAAAUUAUAUGGAGCUUGUACGAAAACACCAGUGUGUUUAGUAAUGGAAUAUGCAGAAGGAGGAUCUUUAUAUAAUGUUUUGCAUUGUAUGAAGCAAGUUGACUAUACCAUAGCACAUGCCAUAAGCUGGCUUCUUCAAACAGCAAAUGGUGUUGCUUAUCUGCACAAUAUGAAACCUCGUGCUCUUAUACAUCGUGAUCUAAAACCUCCAAACCUUUUGCUUAUAAAUGGAGGAACUGUUUUAAAAAUCUGUGAUUUUGGUACAGCCUGUGACAAACAUACAAAUAUGACUAACAGCAAAGGUAGUGCAGCUUGGAUGGCACCAGAGGUAUUUGAAGGUUCUCAGUACAGUGAAAAAUGUGACAUCUUCAGUUGGGCUAUAAUUUUAUGGGAGGUUUUGACGCGAAAAAAACCAUAUAAUGAUGGUGAAGGUGCUACUGCAUUUGGAAUACUUUGGGCUGUUCACCAUGGUAAAAGACCACCCUUGAUUGCUGGUUGUCCAAAACUUCUGGAAAAUCUCAUGACAAGGUGUUGGUCUAAAAAUCCAGCUGUACGCCCUUCUAUGAUGACAAUUCAAGCAGAAUUGUCUAAAGUCUUUCAAUUCAUGAAAGGAGCUGACAAGCCGCUCACUUUUGCUCCUCAACAUGAUGUUGAUGAUGAAACUUUGGAAACUUCUUUUACAAGCACUACUACAGCACAAGAAAAUGAAACUGGUAGUUCUGGAUCAAAGACUGUUUUACUGCAAAGGCUUGAAGACAGCUCUGUUCACCCAGUUUCUGGCAAUACAACAGAUAAUAAAUAUCUGAGUGUUGAAACUGCUGGUGAAAAAUACUCUAAAGAUAUAAGAAAGAGACGUUCAGCUGAUAUGAGUGGCUCUGAUAUUAAGUUACCUGUGCAUUUAGGGCAUCGAAGGUCCGGAUCAUGUGAUUCUCCCUAUUUGAAGUUGCCAGAUGAACAGACUAGUAGCUCAAAGAAUGUAAAUAAUGUCCCUGAUGUUCCAGAUGUCAAUUCAGAUCAUGUAGAAAAUAAUGUUACCGAUGAAUCAUUUAAUAACUUAUCAUAUUCUGGAAACUAUUUCUUUCUCGUUGAGCCUAGAUUGCAACCUUUGCCACCUGUUCAGUGCCCUGAGUCAAUGGAAAUUUAUGAAAAACAUCUUAAUCUUGCACAUGAAUUAUUUCGUUAUAGAAAAGAAAUAUCAUUGCUUAAAGAAAGAAAAAAUGAACUGGAAUCUCAACUUCAAGAUAGGGAUGAUUCAAGUUCUUACAUUGAUGAAUAUUUUCAACUAAAAAAAGAAAAUGAAAGCCUUUUGCAAUUGCGUCAAAAUCUUAAAAGACAACUAGAAAUUAUCAGAAACAAGCAGCAGCGAAACUCGGAUGGCUCUGAUAGAACAAGUGGUGAUUGGGAAAGCAGAUGGAAACUAUGAAGAAGAAUUUCUCCAAGAGGGGUUUUUGUUUUGUGAGAAACAUAUUAAUUUCCCUUGAACCUAUAUGAAUAUUUUGAGACCUGGUAUUCCUAAAAUUCAAAAUGGCGAAUGAGAAAGGAAAAAAAAAAAUCAAAGGAGCUACUCAUUGGAACUGAAUCGUAUGUGGAUGAUUUGUUUUGAUAAUGAUGAUUCAUUUUUAAGAUUUGCUCAGAUUUUUCCCUUUUAAAGAUGUGCUUCUUUGGAUGAUUUUUUUCUUCUGGGCUUUCUCCAAAUGCAAGAGAUUUUACAUGCACCUAAUUUUUUAAUGCUUUUGUUUCAAUAUAAUUUGCUGUAACUGGGAUAGAUGAUCUCAACUGCACUUAUACAUUCUCCCCCUUCGCUCCCUCCUUCACCUAAUUCAAGUAUGUUUUGCAUAGCACUUUUCAAUUUUUCUUUAUUGAUGCUUUCAUUUUCACCUGUUACUUUUUUUAGAACCUUCUACUAAUUUUAGUGGGGGUUUUUCCCCUUGUUUUGCUUUUCUUUUAACCCUUUAACACUUGUCCAUUUCCAGAACUAUAACAUAAAUAUGCGGGUCACUUUGACCAUAAAUUGUAAAAUGGUAAUGCCUUAUUAUAUUGACUCUUCUAGUUGAAAAAUAAGUUGUCCUGAAUAAAUGAAAGAGUUUUUAUACAUAUAUUAAAAAUACAAAUUCAAUUAUCUGCAAGAACAAUGAAGAUUUAUUGUCUCUAUCUUGUAAUAAAAUUUUCUACCAUUUUUUUUAUUAUUAUUUAUUUAUUUUUUACUUAUACUAUUCAUUAAAAACUUUCUUCGAAUAAAAACACUUAAAUUAUUAAAACAGCACUAAGUUUGCAUUUAUUUUUACCACAUUCAUAGCAUUAAUCGAAUUGAAAGCAUUAACAUCUCAUUGAGUAGAUAUGUCCUUAAACCUUAGUUAAAAGAUGAAACUUUUUUAUUUUGUGGAAGGUGCAAAACAAGAGGGCUAGUCAGCCAGAAGAAUUAUUCUUCCCAAUAUCUCUGUACUUUCUUUUAAUAGAAUAUGGCAUUUCUUGUGCUUCAUAAUGUAAUGAAGAAAGCUGAAUAUGCAUUUUAGAGACUUUCUGAUGAACUAACAUAUUUCUCGUAACAGUCUCAUAGCUUUCUCAAUCAACAAUUUUUUUGUAAAGAUAAUGUAUCAGAUUUCAUCCAUCUUGGUGUUUGUAUUUGCAGAUAAAUAUCUCAUUUUAGACUUAAUUCCAAAAAUUUGUUUUGAUAUCUAAAUGGUGUUGAUUCACCAACAUCUCAAAUUUUUGAAGAUUGCAAUAUUUUUUCUUUAUAUGCUUUGUUUAAAACAAAAUUAAAAGAAUGAGAAUACAUUUAUUUCUCAUAAAAUUCAUAAUACAUACAUUAUUUGAUAGGGCUUUUUCUGUAUUGUCUCUUUUGAAUUGUGUGCACUUCACUCAAGGUUUUACCAUCUCUACAACACAUGAUGGAACCCAUAUUCCUUAGAACUGCAUUUUUCUUCUCCAGAACAGUUUUUAGUUAGUCAAAUAUCUGACCAGACUAUUUUAAUUUUAAAAAGGCAAUAAAAGAAAUCACAUAGAGCUAAAUCUGGACAACAUUGUGAGUAUUGCACACUCUCAGUAUUUUGAUUUAAUACUGUAUAAAGCCAUUAUUGUAUGAUGUUGCGAUUUACAACGAUGUAGGUACCAACUAAAAUGAAGAUGGCAAUGGAAAUUAUUUUGCUUCUUGUGCUGUUUAUUAAAUGCUUACUGCCAUGAAAGUUGCCUUUUUUGGACUUAUAUUUGCUCAUUUUUUAAUAAUUUGCUAAAGCUUUUUACUUUUUCUUAUGUAUAAUUAUGAGCACUGAAUGUAUAUUUCAGAUUAUUAGUUUGUUUUUACAAGUUUAAUUUUGGCAAGAAUAACAUAUGUAUUAUCAUUAUUUUAACAAGUCAUUCUUCUUCUAUAAUACCAUGAAGAGCCUGGAGAAAUACUGCUUGUGGGCAUUUUUCGAAAUAUAUCUGUAUAGAUUUUCAUUCAUUAGUUUAUUGAUGUUCAAUUUUUUUGUAUUUCAAAUCAAAUGACUGUUCAUUUUGUUAAAAGGAUGAAUCAAAAUUUAAUCUGUACCCAUAUAAAGAUAUAUAUUCACAUUUUAAAAAUUCUCUUUUAAAGUACAAAGUUAUUGUUUUUAAUCUUACAUUAACUUUUUAGUGUUGUGCAUAUACUGAUACUGCAUACUACUAAAAUUAUAAUGCAGAUGUGGUAUCACAGUUUUCAGUAUGAAAAAACUUGUGAUAAUGAACUGGAAGAAGCUAGACAAAUAUUUUAUUGUAUCUUAGUAUAUUUUUAAGAUUUUUAACUUGCUGUAGAAUUUUGGUUAUUUGAUAUGAAUAAGGAAUGAUAUAAUAGGAUAAUAAAAUAAAUGUAAUAAAAAAAUUAAAAAUCAUACUUUUAUUGUUAUUUAACAUUCAUAAUAUACUAAAAGUAAAGAAUCAGUGUUAUAGAAUGCCAUGGCAUUGAAAACAUAUUAAAUCAAUCAUUUAAAUAGUAAUUAAAUUUUGAAAAUACUAUAUUGACAUUGAGAACACACACAUAUGCAAAAUUUUAAAUCUGCCACAUCAGGAAGAGAGUGAAAAAUCAAUUACAAAAGUCCUUCUUUAUAAAUGUGAGGUAUGUCGAUAAAAUUGUGUGAAGAAUAUCUUUCAUGAUAUACUAUAUUUCAAGAUAUUAACAGAACAUAUGUAUCAAAUAAAUAGACAUUUAAGUCCAUAUCGUAGUGGAAAAGUAAAAUAUAGUUAAAAUUAUCUAUGGAAGCUAAACAAUUAUGAUAUCUUAAAAAGAAGUUAUGAUAAUAAGGUUAAUGUUUUCAGUGAUCUAUCAUGUGACAGAUGACAGACAUGAUCUUUUUUGCAAAAAAUAUCAAGUCCAUGUUCCUCUUUUGUUCCGUAUAUAUAUUUCAAGGUUACUUCUAUAUAUAUACGGUUCAGUUCAUACUCUGUUUCAUUUUUAGCAUUCUUACAUCACCUGUUUUUAUUAUCCCUCUCAGGGUUUUCAAAUUCGUCCAUCAUAUCAAGAAAACUAAUUCCGUUUAUAGUAAUUUAACAGCAUUCAGUGCCACAAUGGUCAAAUCAACUUGCAGUCAUUGGCAACUGAAACUUUGUAAAUACCAAAACAAAAAUUUAAUUAACGAAAAUAAAACUGCUGACUCCAUUACUGUUUUAAAUUGUUCAGAUUCAAAGUCAUUUAACUGAGACUACUAGCAAAAAGUGUUUUACAUUCUUUACUGUUUAAAUUUUUAAAAAAUCUUAAUUAACACUUUUUUGCAUGAUUUUUUUGUGUGGUAUAAAUCAAGAUGAUAUAAUGUUCUAGAUUAAAGGAAAAAUUAUUUUAAAGAAUCCUAGUAUAAAUAUAUAAUAAAAACAGUAUGAUGGAAAUGUCCAUCAUCAUGCAAAUUUACAUAUUUAAGCUCAGUACAAAAUCUUAAAUGUCCCUCUUUUCUAAAUUUCUCCACUCAUUAUCAUUUUUGAUACAAAAAAAUUUCAGAUUAGUUAAAAAAAAAAUU
Messenger RNA from Argiope bruennichi, 5400 nucleotides. RefSeq names its product mitogen-activated protein kinase kinase kinase 7-like. Lineage: Eukaryota; Metazoa; Arthropoda; Arachnida; Araneae; Araneidae. The transcript has 18 exons. The record is from RefSeq and is a predicted model, not a curated record. The coding region runs from base 234 to 1862 and encodes 542 amino acids. Gene Ontology annotation, molecular function: MAP kinase kinase kinase activity; ATP binding; magnesium ion binding. Gene Ontology annotation, biological process: positive regulation of canonical NF-kappaB signal transduction; protein phosphorylation; JNK cascade.